Oncorhynchus keta (chum salmon) is the source of this 3341-nucleotide messenger RNA. Its product is annotated as actin-binding LIM protein 1-like. Gene Ontology annotation, cellular component: stress fiber; actin cytoskeleton. Gene Ontology annotation, biological process: cytoskeleton organization; lamellipodium assembly; cilium assembly. The transcript has 23 exons. Lineage: Eukaryota; Metazoa; Chordata; Actinopteri; Salmoniformes; Salmonidae. The record is from RefSeq and is a predicted model, not a curated record. Bases 51 to 2138 code for a protein of 695 amino acids. Gene Ontology annotation, molecular function: actin filament binding.
UGUGUGUGCGUGUGCGAGUGUGUGCGUGUGUGUGUGAGUGUAUAGAAGAGAUGGGGGAGAGGAGUUCGGUGCAGCAGCACAAGCAUCCUCCCUACGAUGGUGGGCUUUGCAACUAUUCCCAGAAAAUCAUCUCCUGCUUCGGACUGGACGUGGCACAUGCGCAGGACACACACCAUUCCAAUGAGAAGCCUCUGAUUCAGUGCUACAAGUGUGGGGAGCCAUGUAAGGGUGAGGUGCUGCGGGUCCAGUCCAAGCACUUCCACCUGAAGUGCUUCACCUGUAAAGUGUGUGGCUGUGACCUGGCUCACGGAGGCUUCUUCAUGAAAAAUGGAGACUACCUGUGUACCCUGGACUACCAGCGAAUGCACGGUACACGCUGCAACGGCUGUAGGGACUUUGUGGAGGGAGAAGUGGUCACUGCCCUAGGCAAGACUUACCACCCUGCCUGCUUUGUCUGCACCAUCUGCAAACGACCAUUUCCUGCUGGAGAUAGGGUCACCUUCAAUGGCAAAGACUGUCUGUGUCAGUACUGUGUCCAGCCCAUGUCCCCAGGACCUGGCAAAGACCUCAUCGACUCCAACUGCUGUACGGGCUGUGGUAGAGACAUUAAGAAUGGUCAGGCUCUCUUAGCACUGGAGAGACAGUGGCACCUGGGCUGCUUUAAGUGUACGGCCUGUAAAAAAGUCCUCACUGGGGAGUACAUCAGCAAGGAUGGCGCACCCUAUUGUGAGAAGGACUACCAGAUCCAUUUUGGGGUCCAGUGCGAGGCAUGCCAGCAGUUUAUCACAGGCAAAGUGCUGGAAGCAGGGGACAAACACUACCAUCCCAGCUGUGCACGAUGCAGCAGGUGCAACCAGAUGUUCACAGAAGGAGAAGAGAUGUACCUGCAAGGAUCAACCGUGUGGCACCCUGGCUGUAAGAACACAACCAGAACAGAGGAGCAACAGAGGGAACAGCCUUCAAGAUCGUCAUCCGAGAGUAUCUGUUCCAGACCUGGUUCAAGCAUACAUGGCUCACCAGGUCAUACCAUAUAUGCAAAAGUGGACAAUGAGAUCCUUGAAUACAGGGACCUAGCCGCCAUUCCCAAAGUCAAAGCCAUUUAUGAUAUAGACCGCCCUGAUCUGAUUACCUACGAGCCUUUGUACACCUUGUCCCUUGACGAGAGGGAGGAGAGGAAGGAGAGUGUGGGAGAGCUCCAUACUGCGAGAAGGGAGCGUUCCCCCAUGCCAGAUGACAAGUCCUCAAGAAACAUGUCACCUACACCAUCCGCUAGCUGCUAUGACAUAAGAGAACGCAUCCUUCAGAGGUCUACCAGUCAGGGCUCCAUCGGCUCACCUGUCUACAAUCGUCAUAGUUACACCCCGUUGUCACGCUCACCACAGCAUUUUCACAGACCAGGCACUGAUCCACAUAGCGGGCGGAGCUCCCCUAUACCCCAAAGGCCAGACAGCCGGCCUGUCACUCCGCCUCUCUCUCUGACCCCUAAACAUUUCCACCUCCCAGAUCAGGGGAUCAACAUUUACAGGAAACCACCCAUCUACAAACAACACGGAGGAAGGAGAUGGUCUAGGGAAGAGGAGGAAGAGGAGUCCCUGAAGAGAAAGCAGCUCCAGGAGGAGCAUAUCAACAAGAUCCAGUCUGGUUUGGGGAAGCUGAUAAUGAAGGAGGAGAAUGAGAAGGAGCAGAUCAGGGAACGCAGCCAAUCAGCUCAGCGCUAUGAUCCCCAGCAGACGAACUGUGCCGGAGAUAAUUCCAAAACCUCAUCGCUGCCUGGUUAUGGACGGAAUGGAUUACACAGGCCUCAGUCCGCAGAUUUCACUCCUUACAACAGCCAUGGCAACAUGUGUGGGGGAGGAAGAGAGUUUCAGCACAUUAGGGAUGGCAGUGCUGCAGUAACAAGAAUGGACAGGGGAGUGUCUAUGCCUAAUAUGUUGGAAACAAAAGUUGUACCAUAUGAAAUGCUCAUGAUAACCAGUAGAGGGCGAGCUAAACUGCCCAGGGAGGUGGACAGAACAAGACUGGAGCGCCACUUAGCCCCAGAAACGUUCUUUGACAUCUUUGGGAUGGAGAUCCAGGAGUUUGACAGGCUUCCACUGUGGAAACGCAACAACAUGAAAAAGAAGGCCAAUCUCUUCUAGCAGUCAGAGCAGAAUGCACUCAUCCCAUCCUUUCAGAUAGCACUCUACUUUAACACUGUAAUAUAGAUGUAAGGUUUGUUUCGAUUUAUGUCAACCUUUUUUUCUGACAUGUUCAAGAAGGCAAUGGACUUCUUUCUUUUUUCACGAUGCCUCCUCUGCAGACUGAAUAGAUGAUAUGAUUACUAAUAGAUACAUUUGAAAGGCUACAAGGAAAGAAAAUAAAACAAUUUCUUCCAUGUUCAAAAAUGAGAAAGAAUUAUGAAUUAAGUCAUGUUCUUUUUGAUUGCUGCGCUUGUUUUCAUUUCUGGCUUUGCUUUGAAUGGAACUGCUUUCCUUGACCUGCUUGUUUCCUCAUAUUUGUUGCUGUUGAUUCCUGUGGAACUUUGUUAGUAGAAUUUCAUGGCACCAUACGAUACAUGCUGUUCACAUGCAAAAAUUGAAUGUCUGUCAGCUUCACAUGUCAAUGGUCAGUUUGCCCUCAUUUGGGCUAUCAAGUCAAAUCAAAUGGCUGUUUUCAUCAUGGGAAAUAUUGGGUCUUGCCAUUUCUUUAUGGCCCUAAUACAUACCAGCUAGCCUAAGCUCCUAACUAUGUUACUCUCACUGGCAUCAGAGUCUGGAAAAGCUGCUAUUCAAAACAAUAUCAUGUGGUUUACGUAUAGAUCUGGGUCAUAUUCUUUAGGGCAUGAAACGGAAAACAUUUUAAACUGCUUUUCAACAAAAAAUGGAAAUGAGCCUUCGUUAUUGGACGAGUCCAAGUAGUCCCUCCCUGUUUCAGUCUGUUUUCUUUGGUUUGAUGCCAAAUGAGUUCGACUCAGUUUCGCCUCUCAGGCUCCCAUUGGAGUAGCAAUUCCUAUUUUACUAACAAACACAUUAAAUGUAAAAAAUAAAAAUGAAAUACUAUUUGAAAUGACUGUUUUAUAAAGGAAACCCACACUGCCAUUUGUUGUACUAAAAUAUAAGCAAAAAAUAAAGCUUUAAAUCACUGUGUAUGUUAAUCCUCGGCUACUCCAAAGGUAUCGCCUGUAUUAGUUUACCUGUUCUCCUCUAUUAAACUAUAAUAAACACUGUGGUUCAUAUAUGUUGUUCAAGGAACUACAGUGUGUAAUGUAAUAUGAGGACUCUCCUGUCAAGUUUUAUGGAACAAAUCAGACAGUGUGUUCCGUUGACUUCCUGGACUUCAGCCAAUAAAGAGGCAGACACCCA